Heterotrigona itama is the source of this 204-nucleotide messenger RNA. NCBI's taxonomy places the organism in Eukaryota, Metazoa, Arthropoda, Insecta, Hymenoptera, Apidae. The record is from the annotation of a GenBank genome assembly.
AUGGUCCGCGAACCAGUUGCCAACUUAACCUCUUACGGUGGAAUGCCACGCACGUUGAGAAUUUUUUGUCCUAAAAUUGCAAUAUUUUCUUGCAAUAUAACCCAGAAUAAUUUCUAUCAUACCGACGAGGUCAAAAGGAAAGCGACGAAUUAUUGUAUACGGUUUGGUCACUCGUUAUGGUCCGCGAACCAGUUGCCAACGUAA